Molecule: messenger RNA, 7227 nt
Organism: Harmonia axyridis
Lineage: Eukaryota; Metazoa; Arthropoda; Insecta; Coleoptera; Coccinellidae
Product: maternal protein pumilio-like
Exons: 15
Coding region: 331-3696 (1121 amino acids)
Biological process (GO): post-transcriptional regulation of gene expression
Cellular component (GO): nucleus; cytoplasm
Molecular function (GO): mRNA 3'-UTR binding
Source: RefSeq, a predicted model, not a curated record
GCACGCAUCCAAACAAGUUUUAAAAUGGCGAGUGAUUUGAUUUGGGUGUACUGUCAUUUUUAAAUCUACGAAAAUCAAAUUGUAUAAAUGGCGUAAACAAUUCACUUUACAAAUAUUGUACAUUGUAAAUAGUUUAUUGUAUAGUUAGUGAUAAUAUUUUGUGUUGUGAAUACGAAAUCUUCUGUUGAUUGGUGAUAUAUCAUUUGAGUCGCCGUAUAAGAGGAUUUCUGACAAAAUCGGCGGCUGACUUUUGGAUCUAAUAAGAUUGAAACCAGCGCAAUUACCCUGUGUUUAAGCCUGUUACGUGAUCUAAACUCAAACAGGACCCAAAUGAAGUGGUUGGGUAGUGGUGAAGGAGAUGAAGUUUUAAAAUUAGAAAUGGAAAGAGGACCUCAAAGAACACAAGAUGAUGCUUCAGUUGGCUAUGUCUUUCAACGUCCUCAUGAUCCGGAAUUUCCUACAUUUGCACCCAAACAACUACGUUGGGCAAAUAUGGCUGGAGACGACAGUAUAAUUGAUAAUUCAGAUAAGUGGAAAUAUCCAGUCAACUCUAAAGUGACCACUCCAACUAACCUUACACCUUAUAUGGGUUCAAGUGGAAUGUCCAGUGGUCUUUACGACUUUGAGCAGAAUAAGAACAUUCCUCAGGAGCAUCUUGUAUACAUGUCCAACAUUUCCAACGUUAAUCAAAUACAGAGCGGAAUGUCUAUUCAUCCACCACAAUAUUUGACGCAGACAUUAGCUCAACAAUUGCCUUUUAGACAGCUUCCUCAACAGAUCGCUCCAGCAGCUAAAAAGCUGUGGGGCAUCGAAGGAAAAGAUGCUAAAUCACUAGCAUUGAAUCAUCUGAAUCAUCACGAUGGGGGUGUGUGGAGAGACCCCACUUGGGCAGCACCUGUUGAGCAUCCCAUGUCUGCUUCACUCAUCAACCGCAGAGGAGGUUUUCCUGGAGGGGACACUGGUAGUAUUCUGUCCCCCCGUGGAUCAGACAACGGUGCUGGUUUGGGGGUGAAGAUGGUGGAGUACGUCUUGGGUACGUCGCCGACAAAUAAGGACAUGAGUGGACUGGAGCCCAGAAUGAGAGCACUUCAUUUGGACGAAAAAGACAAAGACAAACCACAGAGUCCAAAGGAGGUCGAAGUUAAUGGACAAGUUUUGCAGAACGGACAGUUGUCCGAAGAUGAUAAAGGAUUCAAAUCUACAUAUUACAGUAGGACGCCUGGCAGCAGACAACCAUCACCGGCCGAAGAAGAACUCAGUAAGAAUAGUAGUAUAUUGGACCCAAGCAUUGUUGUUAUGAAACCGCAGGAGCAAUUACCACAGCAUAUGGCGCACCAUUUACCACCACAUAUGACCCCGCAUCUUGGGGUUACACUUGCCGAAUCUGUCAAUCAGCAGUUUGAGCAUUUCACUGAGCAGCCUCCUCCAAACAGUUAUGAUCAGCAACCACAUCAAGGCUAUCCUCCGCCACCACAGAGCCACCAGGUGGAUAAUGCAGUACUCCAGCAGCAGCAACAGCAGCACAAUUUUGAUGUACAGCAAUUGUUCAGAUCUCAACAAACACAGGCGCCUACACCAAGCGCGGCUCAGUUGCAAUUGUUACAACAACAGCAACAACAGUAUUUGGCACAACAGCAACAGGCUGCCUUCCCACAACCGCCGUAUGUGUUGAAUCCUCAACAGGAUCAACCUUAUCUUAUUACCACUGGUGUUCCACAAUAUUACGGCGUGGGUCCCUGGGUCUAUCCUGCCCCAGCAAACUUGAUACAACAAGGAGCUAGCAAUGGACCAAGAAGGCCGAUCACACCGAAUGGUACGGCUGAGGCUCAACAACAAGUACAGCCUCAAGUACCUGGAGGUUACAUACUCCCUUAUUAUGAUCAGAACACACCUAUCAUCAUGGCACAAGGUGCAGCUAUGCGUAAUGGCACUCCUAUGCGUUUAGUGAGUCCUGCUCCGGUGCUUGUUCAACCACAGGCAAAUAGGCAAACUCCAGCAGGAGCUUCGCUCUAUUCCAAUACACCUCAGAGCCUUUACAAUGCCAAUGUUAAUACUUCGGUUAAUGGCGGUUCUCUAGGAGGUAAAGAAUUAUCAGAAUUGCUUGAAUUGUAUUAUCAAUACACACGUGUGGCACAGGGUGUUGGUUCCGGGCUUUUCCCUGCCCUUCAUGCAGCACCUCCUUCUGCUGCUUUUGGCAGUUCUUCGCUGGGAAAUUUGGGAUCAACAGCUACAACCUCAUCUUUGCACUCAGGUUUGGGUUUGAACACAACAUCCUCUGGUAGAAGAGACUCCUUCGAUCGCAACACAUCUGCUUUUUCGCCAUCUUUGGAUUAUAGACAAAAAUGGCCCACGUCCUACAACAUCGGCAGCAGUCCAAGUCCUCUAACCGGAAGCUUGACCCCCCCACCGGCCCCUUCUCUACAGUUAGGUGGUUUAGUAGCAUCAAGGGUUAUGUCUGCUGCUCCUGGAGCUGAAGCUAAAUAUCGCAAUUCUGUUGCUGCUGGUUUAACAGCAAAUACAAUGUUUGGGUCUACAAGCUCCCUGUUUACGAAAAUUAACAAUUCGUUGGCUGCAGUCCCAAGUACAUUGGACAAGGGACCUCAAGGAAGAUCGAGGCUUCUUGAAGAUUUUAGAAAUAACAGAUAUCCAAAUUUACAACUGAGAGACUUGGCAAACCAUAUUGUGGAAUUCUCUCAGGACCAACAUGGUUCCCGAUUCAUUCAACAGAAGUUAGAACGAGCAACUGCUGCCGAGAAACAGAUGGUUUUCAAUGAAAUACUAUCCGCAGCUUACAACCUAAUGACUGACGUGUUUGGAAACUAUGUAAUUCAAAAGUUUUUCGAGUUUGGAACUCAAGAACAAAAGACCACGUUGGCCCAAAAAGUCAGAGGACACGUAUUGCCUCUAGCUUUACAAAUGUAUGGAUGCAGAGUAAUACAAAAAGCUUUGGAAUCUAUUCCACCAGAACAACAACAAGAAAUUGUAAGAGAGUUAGAUGGGCACGUGCUAAAAUGUGUAAAGGACCAGAAUGGAAAUCAUGUGGUUCAGAAAUGCAUUGAAUGUGUUGAUCCUAAUGCUCUUCAAUUCAUCAUACAAUCAUUUUCUGGACAAGUGUACACACUUUCCACACACCCUUACGGAUGCCGUGUAAUUCAACGUAUAUUAGAACACUGCACACAAGAACAAACGGCCCCAAUUUUGGCCGAGCUACACCAGCAUACUGAACAGCUAAUACAGGAUCAAUUUGGCAACUAUGUGAUUCAGCACGUAUUGGAACAUGGCAAGCCAGAAGAUAAGUCACAAUUGAUAACCAGUGUUAGAGGAAAAGUUCUUAUGCUGAGUCAACAUAAAUUUGCAAGUAAUGUUGUUGAAAAAUGUGUCACCCACGCUACAAGAGCGGAACGAGCUCUUCUCAUCGAAGAAGUUUGUGGAUUUAAUGACAACGCUCUCCAUGUCAUGAUGAAAGAUCAGUAUGCUAAUUAUGUAGUGCAAAAGAUGAUCGACGUUAGUGAACCCACCCAAAGGAAAGUAUUGAUGCACAAAAUACGACCUCAUUUGAAUUCUUUGAAGAAGUAUACUUAUGGCAAACACAUUAUUGCCAAACUUGAAAAAUAUUUCAUGAAAGCCCCAGGGUCGAUGGGCUCUAUCGGAGGAGAACUUGGCCCCAUUGGUCCCCCAACCAAUGGUGUUCUCUAAAUUUCAUUGUUUCACUUUCUUCACUUGAUAUUUUUGAUUAUUUCCAAUUUCCCAAAAUCAUGUGUCAUGUAAUUACGCUUUUUUACACAGAUUUUUCAGUAUUUUUUUCAUUUUAUUUCUUUCAUUUUCAUAUUUAAAUAAUUUCAUAAUGAUUUUACUGUAUGAAGAAUACCGUUAAGUUUAGUUUAUUCGAUGAAAUAUCCUGUACACAUUAGUGAAUAGUUUUUGUAUUAUAGUUGUAAUUUAUAUGAUUUUGUGAUGAAGAAAGCACAUUUCUUGACUUUGAUUUGUUCUUAUAUCCAUUCCCACAGAUUUGAAUAUUGAAUUAUUGUUUUCAGUUGAUCGAUUAAUCUCCUUUUUUUUUCUGAAAAUGGAUGAUGAGAAGUUUAUUUCUGGGAAUGAUGAUAUAUCUAGCAAAAUUUGAGAAUUGUGCACACUCUUUAUUCAUCAUCAAGGUUGUAAAAAAUUUUAAGUUAUGAAUCUCAUUGGAUUCAUUUCCAAUUGGUCCUACCUUUUUUUUUAAUCGGUGCCGCUUUAUUUCUAAAUUUCGAUUCAGCAAUUGUACAUAUAAAUAAUUUAAAGGAAUUAUUUAACUAUGAAGAAUUUGACACUUGUCAUCUUCACUGAUGAUUCUGUUUCUCUUUCACAAUAUUGUGAUAGUACUCAGGAAACAACAAAUUUUCAAAAUCAAAAUUUUCUACAGCGAUUAAAAAAAGGAUUCGAUAAACACUGAUCUUCUAAAAAAUUUGAUUCAAUUCCUAAUGAUUUUACUCUUCUCUGUUUACGCAAGAAAUUUCAUGAAUAACUUUACCCAGAGAUAAAGUUGAAGAUUUUUUCCAAUAUGUAUUUGAAAUUUUGCUUCUAAUUUUUCUUGCAUUUAAAACUUGAAAGUUGCAUUUAAAUAAGUAGUUUAGAUAUUUCUCCAAAUAUUUAGACACAGUUAUUUAUUCUCAGUUUACAACAAUUUCCUUUUUUUUUUUCUCGGAAAGUAAAUUUUUGUUCUUGAAUUGUUGAUGUUUAUUUUAUGGACGUGUGGUAAACUGAGGCGUAGAAAUUUCAAAUUCAACUUUAAUCAAAAUAUCAAUAUAUGCCCUAAAUAUAAAAUCAAUUUGAAAUCACUUUUAAUAGUUAGUUUUAUUUCACGGUUAGUAUGACAAUUUUCUUGUAUUUCUGGGUAGUUUUGAGGUUGAAGGAUUCGAAUUUUUAUUUCUUCAUAUGGGAGGCUUUAUUCAUGUAAAAAAGAAACAGAUCGGUAACAUUAUAUACAGAGUGUCCAAAUUUAACUUGCACAGUGGUCCAGAGACCUUAUGAUCGGAAGCAGUAAAAACACACAUUCAAUUCUUUCAAGACGACACAUUUUUCCUGAUGCUUUAAGGCAUAUACUGAUUUGAUCAAAUUUUUCUCAAUAUUAGCGGAACGUUAGUUGAAAAUAUUGGAACGAUUAUUCUUAGUGAAUUUAUAAAUAUAUGUAGAAUUUGAAAGAGCACCUUUUUUAUUGGGUCUAGUAUUAAAAUUGUAAAAUGUAAUGUAUUGUAAUAAUUGUACAGUUCUCUCAUAAAUUCCAAUCGUAAUAAUUAACCAUAAAAUUGAGGAAUUAGUUUAUUCAAAGCAUUUAUAACUGUAUGUGAUGUGUUUAUAAUUUCACUAAUCAUGUUAUAUGUGUUUCAAAUUUAUUCCCUGACAUACGAACAUCUGUAAUAUCUCUAAUUCGAUACACAACAAUUAGUGUAACAGUUCACCCAAUCGCUUUCUCCAAUAUGGCUGAGUCGGUCACUUGAAAAAAUAGGUGAGUUGAAAGUUAGUUCCAAACACGUUUCAUACAUACUUUAGAAUCUUUUUAUCAUUUGAAAAUUCUUUGAAUGGCGUGAGGAAGGUCCAAACCUUAAUCAUGUGAUUUUUUUUAAAUUCAAAAUGUUUUAAUUCCAUUUCAAAAUGUGUAAUCUCCAAUUUUAGAGAUGGAAAUCAAGUUCUGAACAGCUUUCAAUAAUAUUCUGGCACACUUGUGAAGAACAAUUAUUUCGGAAUUUAUCAAAUUCAAAUUAGUAAUAAUCAAUAAUAACAUUUAUGGACUGAAAUAAAGAGGAAAGAAUUGCGCUAAAGUUGUUUUCCGAACUUGAACCACCUCUUCGAUAAUAUUUCAAAGAAUUCUCAUGACUUUUAUUGACCCAUUGGUGUUUCCAUUGUUGGUUUUCUGUAAUAUUCCUUAUGAUUUGCCAUUUACAACUUAAAAUUUGUUGGGUGGAUUGAUUAAAUUAGGACACCUAUCCAGUCAUCUUUGGUAAGUGUAAAUAGAACUAGCAGGUUUUGUAUUAUAUGUAAUAUAGUUUCGUUUAUAAAUUUUCCAAAACAGCUAUUGGCGAGAUAACUUGAAACAAUUUUGCACUUAUUAGAGAUAACUGCCAUUUCUCCUGAACCGCUUCGGUGAUAUGUGUAUAUAUGUGUUGAAUUCAUUUCCAAACAAAUUUGAAACAGUGUUUAAUAGUGUAAUAAUGUAAAAUAAUUCUUUUGUACUUAGAAAAAUUGUUAUACAUUUCUCUUAUAAGAACAUUUAUAAGGUUCCAUAACAUUGGUUUUUCCCGACAUCAACAUUGGUUGGAUUAAAGCAGUUGUAGGUAUUAUUGCAAAUAUAGUUGUACAUAAAUUUGAACAAAAUAUGAUGGUGCCAUUAUUCUAUCGAUUUAAGAUUAUCCAAGAUUAUAUUCAAAUUUUUCGUAAUAAAAUAAAAUCCUUAUAGGUAACAUGUAAAAAAGAUAUAAUUUUAAAGAAAGAAGCUUGUAAAUUAAAAAAUGCUUGAAUUUAAAUUGAAUUGUUCGAAACAUCAAUAGUUUAAAAUGAAAAAUGUGAUACUUUAAUGAAAUUUUUGGUUGUUUCAGUAUAUUUCUCUUUCAUUAUGGAAGAAAUUUUAUGUAAAUUAUUUUUAAAUUGUUUGAAGAGUAAGAGAUAUACAAAUAUGAGAGUGAAUAAUGAAAAAUCAAUAUAUGGAACCUUUUUAAAAGCGGUGACGGGGAAUAAGGUUGCUAACCUAAAAUUGGCCGAUCGGAUCAAGACGGCAAAGUGGCCUCAGACUGAUGUAAAGAUACUAAAACUGUUGUAAAGUGUAAAUUCCUUUUGGUUAUAUCACCUUUGUAUACUGUAAAAUACAUGUGUAAAGAAAAUCUGUAUAAUGAGCCGUUUUAUUUUUCUUCAAUCCUUUGAAAAUGUAAAAUUGUAAAGUAUGUAUUUUAUUAAAUUCUGAAUUGGAACAUGCAUUAUUCCGAUCGUUUCAUCAUUUGUACUUUAAUGAUGGCAUAUUUGUUGCCUCUUUGUAGUGGUAGCUGGACGGGGAUCACUUAAGUUGUUCACAUUAGAUGGCUCUCUGUGGAUUUACGGCUGUAUAUUUAUAUUUAUUAUGCGAUCUGUUUUAUGGAUGUGUAUAUUUAAUUGAUUAUCAAAUGCAUGUUAGGUUUAUUGGAUAUAUCAAAAUGUAUAAUAAUGUAUUUCGAUUUUAUUAUUUUUUACCACAGUAGUAUAAAUAAAUGAUAAUUCUAUGGA